This is a messenger RNA of Mercurialis annua (annual mercury), 1305 nucleotides long. RefSeq names its product transcription factor MYB92-like. The transcript is spliced from 4 exons. NCBI's taxonomy places the organism in Eukaryota, Viridiplantae, Streptophyta, Magnoliopsida, Malpighiales, Euphorbiaceae. The record is from RefSeq and is a predicted model, not a curated record. The coding region runs from base 117 to 1082 and encodes 321 amino acids.
UUGCUUCCACUCACACACUAUAAAUAACCACUCCUUCAUUUCUUUCAAUUUCUAAGCUUAAUUAUAAUCUUCAUUUUAUAAGCUUGAUUAUAAUUCUGUUUAAGGGUAUACGAGUGAUGGGAAAAUGGAGAAUUGAGGACGAAAUUGGAGUGAAAAAAGGUCCAUGGAUGCCGGAAGAAGAUAAAAAGUUGGUGGACUACAUUCAGAAACACGGCCAUGGAAGCUGGAGAGCACUUCCAAAAGUUGCGGGACUGAAUAGAUGUGGCAAAAGUUGCAGACUUCGAUGGACUAAUUAUCUCAGACCUGAUAUUAAGAGAGGCAAAUUCUCUGAAGAAGAAGAACAGAUCAUCAUCAACCUCCAUGCAAUUCUUGGAAAUAAGUGGUCUGCGAUAGCACAAAAUCUGCCGGGAAGAACAGAUAAUGAAAUAAAGAAUUUUUGGAAUACUCAUUUAAAGAAAAAGCUUCUACAAAUGGGAAUUGACCCGAUCACUCACAGGCCAAGAACUGAUCACUUCAAUAUCCUAGCAAACUUACCACAACUGCUUGCUGCUGCUCAUAACUUCACCAAUCUUAUGAAUAUUCCUUGGGAUCCUGCAGAGCUUGCAAAAUUCCAGUUACUCAACAAUAUUCUGCAAAUCCUGAACAGUAAUAAUAAUAUUAAUAAUCCGAUUCCAAACUUGGAAUUUUCUGACCAUCAACUUCAUGAAUAUCUCAGAAUUAAUAACUCUGAUUUAUUUCUUGGCCAACCUGCUAAUUUUCUACCCAAUAUUCCAAGCUUAGAAGCUUUUCAAACUCAGCCACCAUUGUUAAGAACUGGCAGCAACAGCAACACAAACAGCAGUAGUUAUGAUCAGAUGAUUUCCUCAGACCAACUUCCUCCGUUGGUUUGUGAUGAUAAUAUUGAUGAUAUUUGUCGAAUAAAUAUGGACCGAUCAGCGGAAACCGAGACGAACCGGAAAGAUGUAAUUUCCAACCCAUCUUCUACCUCAACCACUUUUGAAGCUUGGGGAGAUUUUAUGGAUGAUGACUGGAAAGAUUUAAUUGACCAAGCAUCUUCUCAGCCGUGGCCAACAUCGGAGUAGAAUGGCGGCUACUGGAAAAUACAAGUACAUUAGGAGCUAUAGCUAAUAAUAAUUUAUUUUAUUUAUUUUCUUCUUUUAUAUUUUAGUGUGGAUUACAUGCAUAAUAAAUAUUCAAAUAAUGCAAUAUAUAAUUUGUGUGUAAAUUAGAUCAAUACCACAAAACUAGAUUGUUCAUUGUAAGUUUUUAUAAUGAUUUUUUCACAUUUGGUUACACUAUAAUUUA